AUGCGAGAGUUCCCUUAUUAUCGGUAUCGUGUAGUAUCACCUGGGAGUGAUCAGGAUGUCCUUCUGAACCGACCAUCGGAAACCGACAGCGGGAGCGGCGCAAUCAAUACUCAACCCGUAGGCUUUUACAGGAGAGGUUUCGGUAAACCGGCAUCCGUCUACGCCGUAAGACUUGAAGCAGAUUGA
Messenger RNA from Botrytis byssoidea, 186 nucleotides. RefSeq lists its product as uncharacterized. The coding region runs from base 1 to 186 and encodes 61 amino acids. The transcript has a single exon. Lineage: Eukaryota; Fungi; Ascomycota; Leotiomycetes; Helotiales; Sclerotiniaceae. The record is from RefSeq and is a predicted model, not a curated record.